AUGGAAAGUUUGGAAAUGAGGAUCAGACAAGGACUCAGAGGGAAGGCUAUUAUUGAGAGGAUUGCUGACAGAAAUGAAAUCAGUGAUGCGAUGAGGGGAGGAGGUCACAGGAAGCACCGGCACUACAGCAACCCGCAACAAAGCGCCCCCUCACAGACCUGUUCCAGCCUCUUCGUGGCUCCAGCGAAGGGGAGCCGCUGCGGAGGAUUCUGCCCUUCGCCACCGGGCAGGAGCCUGGGGGGCGGGGUGGGGGAUCGGGAGGAGGAGCAAGAACUGCAGGAGGAAGGAGGACGAGAGGGUAUAAGAGACACAGCAGAGGCAAAGGCAGCGGCGAUGAGAGGAGGAGGAGGUGGAGGAGGAGGAGGAGGAGGAGGAGGAGGAGGGGGAGGAGGAGGAGGAGGAGGAGGAGGAGGAGGAGGAGGAGGAGGAGGAGGAGGUAGUGGUGGUGGAGGAGGAGAGGAGGAGGAAGAGGAGGAGGAGGCGGAGGCGGUGGCUUCUGUGGCAGCUGCUGAGGAUGCUCUGGCGAGCGAGCGCCGAAGACCUCUGGAACCCAGCCACAGCCAUGCUCAAGGCCCAUCUCCACAUGUUCGGCUGAGCCUCACGCAUGAAGGAAUCAACAGAGGAACCCAGCAUUGUUCACAUUACUUAGAAUCUGGAAACAACCUUAGUGCCCAAGAACAGACAACUGGUUAAAGAAACUAUGACACAUCU
Molecule: messenger RNA, 711 nt
Organism: Sorex araneus (European shrew)
Lineage: Eukaryota; Metazoa; Chordata; Mammalia; Eulipotyphla; Soricidae
Product: glycine, alanine and asparagine-rich protein-like
Exons: 5
Coding region: 1-693 (230 amino acids)
Source: RefSeq, a predicted model, not a curated record